GGUUCUCAAACGAACGUGAGCAGAACCGUCCUGAGUUUUGGCGGAGCUGAGCGGCGGCUGCCUCGUCCUUGGGUCGUCGCCUAAAAAGCCUCUUAGGCCGGUUCCGAGUCUCCCUCCCCCCCUCCGGAUCGCUCAGGAAAAUGCUACGUAAAUAAAACCUCUGCAUGCAAGCCUGCUGGUAAGAUGCCAAUACAGGACAAUUCCAGAGCAUGGAUUGGGACGCACGCCUCAGUUCCAUAUUGGUUGAAACAGACAGCAACAUGGCCAAAAUUAAGCAACAUCUCAACACAGACAAUAUAUCUUCCAAAGCUGAUUUGUUAAUGGGCAGAAUAAAUAUUGGGAGUACUGUUCCGACUCAGCCACAGACUGGACUACCACCCUUGCAUUUCACAUGUGGAAUUCAUCCAUGCUGUAGAAUGGCCAAUGAGGAGCUUUCAACCAUCAGCCAGAAACUACAUUCACAAGCCCAGAUUAUAGAGUCACUCACCCAAGCAGUUUGUCGGCUCAAACAAGAGAAAGAACAGCAGCAGCAGAGUAUCAAUCACCUAGAAGGUGAAAUGAAUCGCCUACAGCACAAUUCACCUGGUAGCUUUGAAUCAUUGCUGGGAUGCAGAAUGGAAGGGUUGAAGAAUGAGCUCUGCAGCCUUCGACAGCAUGUGCUUCAUCGGUCUGAUGGAGAUUGUACUCCUGGCGUCAUGCAAGAUAUGUUGGAGAGUAAAAAAAUCCUAUGGCAAGAAUACGAGUGCAUCAAAAGAGAGAUAGAUCAGCUGAAACAUAAACUUGAUUGCCAAGAAGAGGAACUGUACAAUCAAGUUUCUGCAACUCAUGAGAUUAAGAGAAUCCAAAACCGGUACUGUAAGAUGUUGGAAGAAUUAAUAAACACUCAUAAAACGCAGGUUCUGGAUUUUGACAAAACAAGGAAUGAAACUCAGAACACCCAACAGGAACUCAAUGUUGUCAAAUCUACAGUGACUGAUCUAAAAGAACAGGUGAAAUGUCUCAGCUUAGAAGACAAGUAUACUACACAAGCCAAGGAGGAUAGCACUGAUCUGGAAAAGAAUGAAGAAUUACUGCAUGAAGACUUAUCUUUCUCCUUUAGUAGUGAUGAUUCCAUCUCUGAGUUCAGUCUCACAGAUGUCAGCUCGGAUGAACUUUUCAGUGAGACAGAAGUUGUACAACUUGCUGAUGACAAGGUUUCUUUACCAAGUUUGAAACUGGAGAAUAUCCCCGGAGAGGCAAUUGGUGGCAUGUUGGAGAGGGAAGAAAUCAGCAGUGAAUUAUCCACCAGUUUGCCUGAGCUGAACUUCAGUGACCUUUAAAGCAUCAUUUAAGAGCUGCCUCAUGCUUUUUAACGAGGAAACAAAUUAAAAAGGAAAAAACAUAAGGAGUUGUUUUCAACAUGCUAAAAUGCUUUUGUACAGAUAUUGCACGAGGGAGGAGGAGGAGGAGGAGUGAUCUUAGUCCAUGUCCUGUGUCAUAUUGGAACAUCAAGAUUUGGUGGGAAGGUCUGGAAUCAUUUCAAUGACACUGUGCAUCUUGUUAAUAGCUUCCAGUGUCUCUUUCUAGAAAUGAAACAAUGGUAUUAAUGAACUCCAAUAUACAUCAAAUAUGACAUAUAUCUUUUUUUUCCAAAACUUAGUCUGUAACCUAACACAGGCAAGAAAAAUAUUCUGGAAGUUAAUUCAUCUUAAACAUUAACAAAGCCCAUUAAUUUGGUCGGUAUCUGUAAUCCAGGAAGGAAGGAAACAUCUACUAAAGGACAGAAGAGCCUAUACUAUAUUACAUGUAUGAAACCAUUGAUUUGCCACAGUGCACCAGCAAGUUAUUAAGACAAACUUUGCUAUAUAUGGAGGCAUGUUACAGUUUUGUGCUCGUAGACAAAUUUUCAGGACAGUGGGGCUCAACAUGUCUUGUUUAGGGGCAGUUUGAAUUAUUGGAUAAUUCUGGGUGUGCCCAUCUUGUUUUCUUUACCACUGACAUGUUACAGUCAUAAGGGAACUAAUUUGUCUAAGUGACAGUGUAUCCAAGGAUACUGAUUUUCGAUUAGGUGGGGAAGAAAUCGGUGUAGCUUCUUAAUUAUCAUGCCUUGGGUCAUUUUCAGUGAAUGGCAAAUGUUAAAAUAAAAUCUAAGAGUCAUGCUGGUUGGGUUCUUAUUCAACCUAAAAUUAAGCCUAUAUUAUUUAAGUCAAUGAGGAAAUACGUCAAAGUACACGUGGAUUUAUUUGUGAUGAAGUUCUCCUUAGUUUGCAUUGUGUCACUACACUUUUGAGAAUAAUAUUGCAAUAAAGGUUACUUUCUCCUUGACAACUUUAUGGUUAAAAUAAUACACACAAGCAAGACAUACUUGCAACUUUUAAAGUGAAAGAUUUCCAGUUGUGGGAAUUAACAGAAAAGUCAUGAAUGACGUUUGAAAAAUAAAGCUACAGUAUAAGAAUAUAACAUAUUAGGUGUUUCUAAUAUUACAUCUCCUGUCAAAUGUGUAGUCUUUGCAUUUUUGUUAAAAGUCUGGAUUUAAUUUAUGCAGUGAUGCAUUCUUAUUGAUUGGACUACCCACAGAUUUAAAAAAACAACUUAAAAAUAAGGCACGUUUUCCUCCCCAGUGUUUUAGCUUGUUUUUCUCAGUAUGUGGGAUUCUCAUUUUGCUUCAUGGAAAUAAAGAAUAUCGAGCAAAUUUUUUGAGACAACCAUUAUUAACUGAAUUGCAACCCCAGAAUUCUUAAUCAUAGAAGGUCCCAGCCUUAGGCAUCUUUAUAGUGACAAAUGAACUAAUUGGAAUAGAUUAAUGCAAAAGCUGCUUAUCUUUUUCUGAACCAUCCAGGUUUGAAGAUAAGAUUAAACUAAUUUUGAAUUGCAGCUCUUACAGUUGCAUCUUUUUUCCAAGGCCUAGAUUUAGUAGAGACCUGCUAAAAUUGUCAUGAAGUCCUCAAUCUUAUUCUGAUUAAUAGAACCCCUGAAAUCCCAUUGGUAUGACAUAUCAGCAUACUGGACAAGGCUGAAUCUCUCACCUAUCCUGUGUUGAAAAAAAAA
Pseudonaja textilis is the source of this 3027-nucleotide messenger RNA. NCBI's taxonomy places the organism in Eukaryota, Metazoa, Chordata, Lepidosauria, Squamata, Elapidae. The record is from RefSeq and is a predicted model, not a curated record.